Messenger RNA from Symbiodinium sp. CCMP2592, 1131 nucleotides. Lineage: Eukaryota; Dinophyceae; Suessiales; Symbiodiniaceae. The record is from the annotation of a GenBank genome assembly.
AUGGCCUCGCACUGGCUGGUGCCGUUGCUGCGGCGCGGCCACGGCUUCAGCCACGGCUUCCACCGACGUCUCCAACGUGGGCCUCGGAGCUUUGGGGCCUUUCGGGCCUUUCGGGCUGGCCGGGUGCUUUCUGCCGCCCGGGAUGCCUACACGGUCAUGGGCCUGGACCGCCGCGCUUCGCAGCAGGAGGUCAAGGAGCGCUUCCGUGUCCUCGCAAAGCAGUAUCACCCGGACCUGAACACCGGGGACCGCACGGCGUCUCUGAAGAUGGCGGAGUUGACCAGCGCCUAUGACACCUUAAUGGACCCCAAGAAACGGGCUGCGCUGGACCAGGCCACAGCGGGCACCUCGGCGGGUGCUGGUCCGGGCUCCAGCUACACAGGUGGCUUCCCCUACGAUGACAGCGACGGUUGGGUGUCUCCGUCCCAGAUGUUCUCGGAGUUCUCGGAUCUCUUCGGCCGCAACUCCCAGUUUCGCCCCAACAUGGACGCCUCUGCGGCACAGAGGGGCGAGGACGUCAGCACUGGCCUCGACGUCACCUUUUUGGAGGCCGCUCAGGGCUGCGAGAAGGUGGUCUCCCUGAGACUGAAGCAGGUGUGUCAGGACUGCCACGGGACAGGAGCGCGAGAGGGGACGACUUGGUCCAAGUGCCGUGUCUGCCGAGGAACCGGGGUACUCCGACAAGAAAAGGGUAUCUUCAGCAUGGGCCUUCCAUGCCAGAGGUGUCGAGGGAGCGGCAUGGUCUUGGACCAUCCUUGUCGAACUUGCCGUGGCGAGAGCACGGUGAUGAUGACCCGCGACAUUCGCAUCAAUGUGCCCGCAGGGGUUCGCAAUCUCAUGGAGCUUCGAGUCCCCGGUGCCGGGCACGCUGGUAGCCGGGGCGGAAAGGCGGGGCACCUCUUCGUGCAAGUGAAGGUGCUGCCGCACGAGAGGCCUGAAGAUCUAUGUCGGACCGCAAUAGACAUAGCAAACAACAGCAAAAGAGUACCCAGGACACAGGACUCCGACCACAGUAGACAUGGCAAUCAACAGCACUUUAUUGGUGGGUCUAGUGUUACGUGGCAUGGACCUUUAUAUUAUGGUUAUGUGCCCCGCGGCCUCCCCCCCCAAAGGUCAAUGGUCCGGAUUUAG